UUUCCGAACACGAAUCACAGUCAUUCACUCAUCAAUCUUUCAUAUUUCAUCAACCAAAGCAGCACUCAAACAAGAAGAAAAAUUUAUUUUCCCUUUCUCCUAUUUUUUAAUUAUUAAUUUUCCUUCAAAAUUUUCCUAUUUUCCAUGAAUGUUCUGGUUCUAGGGCGCUUUUUCACUUCUCCAUUAUAUAAGACUUCCCCUCUCACUCCCUCCCAAAUCCAAUUCACACCCAUUUUCCUUCAUCCCUUAAAGCUCCAACCUUUGCACGCAAUUCACCUCUUCUCCCUCCACAUGGCCACUUGCGUGGACGCCCCAACCCCUCUUUCUCGCAAGCCAAACGCCCCCAAUUCCUCCGAUGACCAUUCUUUCAAUUACGUCAAAUUCUGCCGACCCACCUUCUCCGAUCGCGUCCCCUGCUUACCCAUUUGCAAGAAUCGGGAGAUGGCCUUCUCACGUGUGGAGGACUUGGACACACGUGUGGAGGGUGGUGUUGGUGUUCUUGAGUUCGAGGUUGUUGAUCUGUGGUUGAAGAUUCAGGAGGAGGCCAGGUCGGAUGUGGAUCAGGAACCUAUUCUGUCCAGUUACUAUUUCAGUUCCAUUUUGUCUCACAAAUCAUUAGAGAGUGCCUUGGCCAACCAACUCUCCACCAAUUUGAGCAGUUUGAGCCUUCCAAGCAGCACCCUUUUUGAACUUUUCUUGGGUGUUUUGAUCGGUGAUGGUGGAGAUGACAUCAUAUGUGCUGUGAAGGAUGAUUUAGUUGCUGUCAAAGAGAGAGACCCUGCAUGCAUUAGUUAUGUGCAUUGUUUGUUAAAUUUCAAAGGGUUUCUUGCAUGCCAGGCUCACAGGAUUGCUCACAAAUUGUGGCUUCAAGGGAGGAAGGUUCUGGCCCUGUUGAUUCAGAAUAGGGUGUCUGAGGUUUUUGCUGUGGAUAUUCACCCUGGUGCACAGAUUGGACGUGGAAUUUUGCUGGAUCAUGCCACUGGGCUUGUGGUGGGGGAGACUGCAACUAUUGGCAAUAAUGUUUCAAUUUUGCAUAAUGUGACUUUGGGAGGGACUGGUAAGUCAAGUGGCGAUAGACACCCUAAGAUUGGUGAUGGGGUGUUGAUAGGUGCAGGGACUUGUAUUUUGGGAAAUAUUAAGAUCGGUGAUGGGGCUAAGAUUGGUGCUGGUUCUGUGGUGUUGAAGGAUGUUCCAGCAAGGACUACUGCAGUUGGAAACCCUGCUAGGUUGAUUGGAGGGAAGGACAACCCUAUUAAAUUGGAUAAGAUGCCUAGUUUUACCAUGGAUCACACUUCAUACAUCUCUGAGUGGUCUGAUUAUGUUAUCUAGGAGCUAUUUAAUUGUCUGACAUGUUUUAGUGUUAUGCUUAGGUUUAAUUGCCACGGUUGAGGGGACUUGGUUGUUGUGCAUGAGAGAAUCCAAGUUCUCCAGCUGACAACAGGUGUCCUUUUAAUCCUUGUGUUAGGUUCUAAAAAUAGUUAAAUGUAGUGCUUUGUUGUUGUAAGUUUCCAUGAUCACCAACCCUUUUGUGUAAAAUUUAUGAAUAUGGAUUUCGCUUGUUUUUACA
Molecule: messenger RNA, 1567 nt
Organism: Vigna unguiculata (cowpea)
Lineage: Eukaryota; Viridiplantae; Streptophyta; Magnoliopsida; Fabales; Fabaceae
Product: serine acetyltransferase 1, chloroplastic-like
Cellular component (GO): cytoplasm
Molecular function (GO): L-serine O-acetyltransferase activity
Source: RefSeq, a predicted model, not a curated record